GGAGGGCUGGCUUCGCCUCGCCCAAGGCGGCUGCUGCCGGGAGACGCUCCGCCGCAGAAUCCCGCAGGCGAGUGAGCCGGCGCCGCUGGAGCAGCAGCAGCAGCAGCAGGUGGAGCUACGCAAAAAGCAGAGGUUUCUACCGACGCAAAUCUCUGUAUCUUCCAUCCAGACAAACCAAAGGCACCGUCACAGUUCAAGAACGUUUUCCAGCAGCGACGGCACCCCCCUGGGAUCGGACGAUGGCCUCCGCGUUGGGGAACCGGACGGAGACCUGGCUUCAGAAGCUGGACUCGAUGAUGCGGGCCCUGAACCAGACUCUCUCUCACGCUUGCCCCCAGGAUGCGAAGCCCGUCGAGGAGGAGAAGGACAACUACGCUUGCAUCUACAUCCUCUUCGUGAUGAUCCUCUUUGGCGUAGUCGGGAGCCUGAUCCUCGGCUACACCAGAUCCCGCAAGGAGGUGGACAAGCAGAGCGACCCCUAUCAUGUUUACAUCAAGAAUCGGGUGUCCAUGAUAUGAGGAGGAGGACCAAGGCAGGAAGGACUUGAGAUGCCGCAGGGCAGAAAUCCUUGGUGCAUCCUUUGCAAGAAGGAGACACGCCUUUAUUGCCUUUUAUUUGCCAACCUGGUGCCCUCCAGACGUGUUGGACUACAACUCCCAUCAUCCAGGGCCACACUAGGCUGCAAACGACCCCUACUGGUUAAAAACGGUUCUGCCUCAUGAGCUGCCUUUUAAAUUUCGCCGAGAUCCAAAGCCUUCAGCUCCAAACCUAUUCUCACUUAUUUGGGAGUCUUAAGUCGUUUAGUUGUGUCCGCCUCUUUGUGACCCCCUGGACCAGAGCACGCCAGGCCCUCCUGUCUUCCACUGCCUCCCGCAGU
This is a messenger RNA of Podarcis muralis (Common wall lizard), 877 nucleotides long. RefSeq names its product potassium voltage-gated channel subfamily E regulatory subunit 3 (gene KCNE3). The record is from RefSeq and is a predicted model, not a curated record. Gene Ontology annotation, biological process: potassium ion export across plasma membrane; ventricular cardiac muscle cell action potential; regulation of heart rate by cardiac conduction. Lineage: Eukaryota; Metazoa; Chordata; Lepidosauria; Squamata; Lacertidae. Gene Ontology annotation, molecular function: transmembrane transporter binding; voltage-gated potassium channel activity involved in ventricular cardiac muscle cell action potential repolarization; potassium channel regulator activity. Gene Ontology annotation, cellular component: membrane; voltage-gated potassium channel complex.